Mesorhabditis spiculigera is the source of this 525-nucleotide messenger RNA. NCBI's taxonomy places the organism in Eukaryota, Metazoa, Nematoda, Chromadorea, Rhabditida, Rhabditidae. The record is from the annotation of a GenBank genome assembly.
AUGGGCAAAAAGUCACUGGCACUCGACGAGACGAUGGAUACGACGGUCAAUGAGGAGGCCGGCGCCCCGGUGACGGACAAGGACGCCUACGAGGAGCAGUGCGCCUUGGCCAACGAAAUCGCAUCGCCAAUGGCCAACCGCAAGCUAGCCAAGAAGGUCUACAAACUGGUCAAGAAGGCUUCAGCUGUGAAGACGGCAGUUCGCUUUGGAAUCGCUGAUGUCUCGAAGGGGCUCCGCAAAAACGAGAAGGGCAUCGUCGUGCUAGCAGGGAAUGUAACCCCAAUCGACAUCUACUCUCACGUUCCGGCGUUCUGUGAGGAGAAGGGAGUCCCGUACGUCUACACACCGUCGAGGGAGAGUCUCGGAUUGGCCGCCGGAUUCCGCAGAUCCAUCAUUAUUCUUUUGAUUCGACCAAACGCGGCGUAUCAGGCAAGUUUACUUUGGUUUGACUUUCUAUGCAAUUCGGAACUGUACGACGAGCUGUUCGAAGCGUGCAACCUGCUCGUGCCCAACACCAAGGAGAAC